UUGGUUACCAUCUACCUGAGAGGGGCGGUGGUGCAAAUGCGGCACAAGUGUUAAGGGGUCACUCCUUGCCCGAGGUCGUGGCACAUGAAAGGUUACGAAGUAAUUUAUAUGAAACACAUUGGAAUUAAAUUAAGACGUCCUCAUAUUUAACCAAAUUUGCAUCAGUAAAAAAUGGAGUGGACGCAAAAUUCAAUUAUACUUGGUUGAAAAAUUUAUUAGAAACCUGAAUGCAUUUACGUGCAACCUUUAAUAUUACUACAUGAAACAUGGCAGAAUCGACGUGCUGUAGAAGAAUAUAUGUACUAACGACAUAAUUCAAAUUAUCUAAAGAAACUUCAGAUACCGAAGAAUAUGAACGAAAGUUACAUGAUGCAUCAAACCCAAGGUUAAGAAGCAGAACAACCAUGGUAUAUACAUCAAAACAGUCGACAUGUGCUGGUACCAUGCACGAUGACCCAUUCUAUUGCAGACAAACGAUUACGAAAUUAUGGGUGUAAAAAUGGAAGCAAGAUGACCACUAACAUUUAAUGUUAGCUCGGGCUAGCACCACCACUUAGGGGAACGCAGAGGGAACACGUUCAUCGUUGCCUGUAAAGGAUCUUUUACGAAAUAUACAUGAAAAUGACGUUUGCACCAUCUGCGGUAAAACUUCCCAGGCCCUCCACCAGCAAUAUGUCUUGAACCAUGUAAAUUAUCGGGAGAAAAGAGAAGCGAAAUUGAAUAUAUAUCGUUGGUGUUCGAAGGAUGACAGCGAGGAACUACACAUAUUGGUACCAAGGACCAACUACUUUAAGGUUCUUAAACACUUCCUGGAUCUACGACGAUGACGACUACGAUUAUGAUUACGACUAUGAUUAUGAUUACCACAAGAGGGAUGAGGACGACCUCGAUGACGUCGCCCUCAACGCCACUGCAGCCAACAUCUCCACGACAACGCCGGGGGACGACGUCGUGGAGCUGUUGGCAGGCGCAGCGGCAGACGACGAAACCAGCAAGGCCAUUGUCGAGGCCGUCUUCAAGUCGGUGGUGUUGGCGAGCAUCGUCGUCCUGACAAUUGGAGGGAAUGUUCUGGUGCUUCUGGCGGUGUUCAUGUCUCGAAACCUGCGUUCCUCCACCCACUACCUCAUCGUCAACCUGGCCGUGGCUGACCUCCUCUUGGGUACGACGGUGCUUCCCUUCAGUGCCACACUCGAGGUUUCGGGCAAGUGGUACUUCGGACAGAUCUUCUGCGAAGUGUGGGCUACGGCAGACGUGUUGUGUUGUACGGCUUCCAUCUGGUCUCUCUGCGUCAUAUCCCUCGACAGAUAUGUGGGAGUGACGCGUCCUUUGGCCUACUCGACCAUCAUGACGGAGAAGAGGAUGUGUGUGCUCAUAGGGGCUGUGUGGGUUCUCUCCAUAGUGAUUUCCAUAGGUCCGGCGUUUGGAUGGAAAACCCCUCCAGAUCCAGACCCCACAGUGUGCACGGUCAACCAACAGCUGGGUUACGUGUUGUUUUCGGUCACAGGGUCCUUUUACCUCCCCAGCCUUUGUAUUCUCCUCCUUUAUUGGCGAAUCUAUCGAGCUGCAAUUGAGCAAUCCAAGUUCCUCGAAAGUGGCAUCAAAACCACGAAAACAUCUGUCACACUUAGAGUUCACAAGGGCGGGGCUAAAAAAGGUGAGGCUAUUAUGACACUCAGGGCACACCGCGGUGGUGGCAUGGGUGUCGGCAUUGCUGCAGGCAUGGCUGCCGGUUUGGCAACAGGUGUGGGCGGUCUUCAGGGGCCUUGCAUCAUGAACGGACAGUCAAAAAACUCCGCCCCGCCUCCUGCAGCGAAGUCUGGCCUUAGAAUGCAUCGUGGGAAAAAGGGAGGACUGGCCAGUCUCAUGGCACCAGCCCCGCAUUUACAAUUGGCUGUGACGUCACUUAACUGGCAGAACAAUCCUAAUAACCAAAAACAGGGAGAGGAGGGUGGAGAGGAGGGAGGAAGCUGCCGCCCUUUGGAACAACAAAAUGACCACCGAGGGCGAGAAAUCCACCACGAGCAGGAAUCUCCCUCUUCUUCCCCGGAAAGAAGGAUACCAGGACCUCCGGGCAAAAUUGCCAAAUUUCGGCGACAGAAGAAAGCAGCCAAGACAUUGGGGAUAGUCGUUGGAGUCUUCCUUCUGUGCUGGUUCCCUUUUUUCUUCAUUUUACCUCUAGACUCUUUGUGUGGGCCCUGCCACAUCUCGGAGACCCUGUUCGGCGUGUUCUUCUGGUUAGGAUACUUCAACUCCUGCCUGAACCCGUUCAUCUACGCUUGCACCUCCAGAGAGUUCAAGAGAGCUUUCAAAAGGAUCCUGUGCCGCAGCCGACCGAGGCGAACCCUCCAACACACAUCCACCUUCCAUUCGGCCGUCUGGAGGAGGGAAACCACUGCCUCAACCGCCCGCACGCCCUCUCCAGCUCGUCAUGGCCUGGAGGGUCUUCUAGCCUACGCCACGCCCUUGGCUGACCCUUACGGGGCAAUGUGGAAGUCGCAGAAAAACCUGAAGCCCCACGAACCAGCAGGAGAACGACUUUCAGCACCUCCAGUGCUUCACUGAAUUUCCUGUCUGUCAUGACGUAGCGUCAUCGCGACCACAACUGUGACCUCCAUGAGCGAGGAAGGUGCCAGACCCAUUCUGGUAUUCAAAAAAAACUCCAUAGACAUAAAUCCAAGUGUACAUUCCCACUAUGUACAUUACGACAACAAGCCUUCAUGUUUUUAUGUGCAAUGUACAGUAGUUUAGGAAACCAAGCGCGGUCUCGUACCUAAGACAAAAAAGAAUAAAUAAUUGAACAUAUUCUCAUUCAGAUACGUUUAUUGUUUCUAUUUCUCUUUCUUCUGGGGGUUUAAACUUGGCUCACUGAUGAUCAAGACAUGGCUCCAUGGCUCUCUCUCUCUCUCUCUCUCUCUCUCUCUCUCUCUCUCUCUCUCUACCCUUCUGUUUGAGUAUAAAACUGCUUGUUUGUAAAAGUGAUAAAAAUAUUUAAAUCAUUCUUCCUUUCAAAAUAGAAGUUGGUAUAUUUAUAAUUUAUGACAUUCCGUUAUUAAUUUUUUUUUAUAUGAGAUCGCACCAGCUUCUUCAUUACUUAACAAAAUGCAAUUUCGUCAGCCACAUUCAUCCAUUUUCUAAUGGUGCCUACUUCAGUUCCUUAUGUGUUUCUUGCAGUAUUUCUAAUUCUUUCUUACAAAACUGACUAAGUUAGUUAAUCCUUCCCCUCAAAGAGCAGUUCCUUCCUCUCGAAUAUGUGACUGUACCAGAGUUUGGACUCAAACAAUAGUGUUGCCGCUUUCCUUCAGUGACCCUUAUUAAAUCAGUAAGUUACUUUCUCUCGAGUCACGUGCAAUGUCCAUCAGUGAGCAAGUGUAAAAAUGUCCAUAAAGUAUUUAAAAGGUAAAUAAUCUGUUAGUCAAAUGUUUUAGCUAUUUCAUAGGAUAUAUUCAGCAAGGAAAGUUUAUAUAUAAUACAGUUACCCAUAAAUGUAUUUUUGAUAAGGUAAACCUAUAUACAUAUAUACAUAUAUUUUUCCCAAUGUGUACGAGUAAAUAUCUCUCUUUAAAGAACUUAUAACAAACGGAACCUGAGAAGGUGACUCUGACAAAACUAUUCAUAUUACUAAUAGAAUCUGUUACAGUAUUACCGAGUGUAUGUAAGCGAUACAUGUGUGAGACGAAGAUGGUGAGCCGAUGAUGACUCAGAAUGAAAUGAGAGAUGAUGAUGCUCUUUCCUCUUCUUCCUUUUGAUGUCAGGUUGAAUCCCUCACGUUGUCAACUUCCCUUUUCUUUUUCUUUUUUUUUCAUUUUUUGUCAUAUUUUCUCUUCCUUUCAUAGAAACAGAGAUUCAGGGGGAAAACUUAAAAAAAAAUUAGCAGCCUUCCAUUAUGUGUACUCCAUAGAGACCCAGAACCUUUUUUAUUUACUGUAAGUCUUUCCUUUACUCUUAUGUCUCUCUAAACAAGUCAAACAACUGAAGGAUUCAACUGAAAAUGAAUGAAAACAAUGCCUUAGAGAAACGUAGUCUCUUCAUCGGAAAUUCAUGUAUUAGUCGUAAGCACUGAGUGUGAAUAAGUAGGAAUUUAUGUACGAUUUAUUGACCGUGGCCCAUUCGCCCCCCUCCCUCCCCAACCCAACUCCGGUUAACCUGAAAACCUUUCUGUAAUCAUCUUAAGCAACACCAAAAUCACCAGUUCCCAAAAAGAAGAAAGGGAAAAAAAAUCGACCUCAAUGUCUUUGCGUUUGCGCUGGAAAAGGGCGUUUUCCUCAACAUUCCAAAUUUUGCGUUGUCUGUACAAGUGAGCAGCUUUGUGUCUGCGUCUGUUUCUAAUGCGAGUUCUCUAUACCAUGACAACUGAGGACGACAGGGGCUUUAAAACCAAACGUGUAGUUGCAUCUUUACGGAAAAUGCCACAUUGCGUAGUGAUCAUGUGGUGUGCUACUAUGUUGUGUUGGUACUCAUGUGUUUGCCAUAUUUCCAUGUUGUACCCCCUAUAAAUACUAAGGAGCACCAGAAAGCAGUUCUCAGAAGAAAUAAAAGCAAUCUCAAUGCACAGUCUUUAAAAUGCUAUUGACAAUAAUAAAGAUACAGUAAUUUCUGAAAAUGAAAAGGGCAAUCUUCAUUAAAGUCAGAUCAUCCUAGCUUCACGAAAUAAUCUAACAUGUAAUUAAUAUUAACGAAUACAUCCCAUGGAAUCAAACUAAAUUGAAUCCUGUCCUUAAUUAGUUCGGUAAAUACAGUUGAAGUUAGUCUUUCCUGAAAUGAAGUAAAAAUCACGGCAAGUUUCCUCAAUAAAAUUACAUAUACUAUUUCCGCCCUUCAGAAAAGCUUGGGAAAUGAAUCAAUAAUACCCCGAUUAUGGUGUACCAUGACCCUGCUUUUGACAAUAUUUGCUCCAAAGUUAAAGUUAACGAAUGUUUUAAAUGUAAACCAACAAAUGACGAUUAUGAGUAAAGUGAAUAUUAAAUUAUCUCAUCGAGAUUUUGACAGCCACGCGUCUACGACAACCAGCAAGUUAGUAGUAGAAGAGUGACUUGAAAUUUGAAAAUAAUAUACAUUAAUGACCAAUAAGUUAUAUAACUGUCCUGUUUUUCUUCAGGCUUUGGAUCAUGAAGAGGAAAAAAAAAAAAUAAAAAUUAAAUGUUUUCUUAAAAUAAAUGUACCCCUGUAUGUGCAUCAUUCAAUAUAUA
Messenger RNA from Macrobrachium nipponense, 5186 nucleotides. Its product is annotated as alpha-1A adrenergic receptor-like. The record is from RefSeq and is a predicted model, not a curated record. NCBI's taxonomy places the organism in Eukaryota, Metazoa, Arthropoda, Malacostraca, Decapoda, Palaemonidae. Gene Ontology annotation, biological process: cell-cell signaling; phospholipase C-activating G protein-coupled receptor signaling pathway; adenylate cyclase-activating adrenergic receptor signaling pathway. Gene Ontology annotation, molecular function: alpha1-adrenergic receptor activity. Gene Ontology annotation, cellular component: plasma membrane.